CAGUAUUAAUUGUGUAUUUAUGUUGGCGUUAACAUCACAUAAUCAUUCAUUUCUGUCUUCUCCAACUUCCUUCACUGAGGUGUCUUGAUGUUACUUCCUGCUGCCACUCCUUCCAGAAUUGCCCAAUCGGCUUUCCCCGGUUCUUCACGUCCAUACAUUAGUGGAGUUCUUCAGUGGGACGAAGGCAGAGCUACGUACUUCAAUCACAGCGUUCAGUCCCGGCCCCUGAUCAUUCUUGAGAGCCCGAGCCGGCUGCCCUCCGCUGAUGUUGUCUUUCUCUUCCAGCAUCUCUUUGUAAAUGCUUAGAAAAGUUUCUGGAUUAAGGCAGAAUUGACACAAAGCGGCAACGCCACUCCAAGCAACACUUGCGAGCGGCACAGAAGUGGUGGGGGGAAACCGAGACGGAGAGAGAGAGAGACAGAGAGAGAAAGCGAGCCCGACACGACGGGGUGAAGGCAACAACCCGGGGGCCCCUCAGAAGACGCCGAGAGCUCUGAUAGCCAGAAGGCGGACGAGUCCAUUCCAGGCAGUGAGUGAGAAAGCAGCAGAGAGGCAGAGGAUCUUUGCCGACGAGGUCGCGAAGGAUGGAAGAGAAGCCGCUCUCUGGGAUCCUGAAUGGAGCCGUUCCAGGAGAGCCCGUGAAGAAGGAUGAAAACUCCCGGAGGGGGAACUGGGGCAACCAGAUCGAGUUUGUCCUCACAAGUGUGGGCUAUGCAGUGGGGCUGGGCAACGUCUGGAGGUUUCCCUACCUCUGCUACAGAAAUGGAGGAGGUGCCUUCAUGCUGCCAUACUUCAUCAUGUUGGUAUUCUGCGGCAUCCCUCUCUUCUUUCUCGAGUUAUCCUUCGGUCAGUUUGCUAGCCUCGGGUGUCUGGGUGUCUGGAAGAUCAGCCCUAUGUUCAAAGGUGUCGGUUAUGGCAUGAUGGUCGUGUCCACCUACAUCGGGAUCUACUACAAUGUGGUCAUAUGCAUCGCCUUCUACUACUUCUUCAUGUCCAUGACGAACCUGCUGCCCUGGACGUACUGCAACAACCCCUGGAACACGCCGGACUGCAGCGGGGUGGUCGGCAGCGGCGCCCAGCUGAACGGCAGCUUGGUGAACGCCACCACCAGCCUGGUAGCCGGGGUGACGGAGGUGGUCAACCGCACCAAGAGGACCAGCCCCAGCGAGGAAUACUGGAAGCACUAUGUACUGAACAUCUCCGAUGACAUAGGAAACUUCGGGGAGGUCCGCCUCCCCAUCCUGGGCUGCCUGGCUGUUUCCUGGUUCGUGGUUUUCCUCUGUCUCAUCCGGGGCGUGAAGUCUUCAGGAAAGGUGGUGUAUUUCACAGCCACGUUCCCUUAUGUCGUUUUGACUAUUCUGUUCAUCCGUGGGAUCACAUUGGAUGGCGCUAUAAACGGCAUUAAGUACUACCUGACUCCACAGUGGCAGAAGGUUCUUGAUGCAAAGGUGUGGGGAGACGCUGCCUCGCAGAUAUUCUACUCCCUGGGCUGUGCCUGGGGCGGUCUCAUCACGAUGGCUUCUUAUAACAAGUUCCACAACAACUGUUUCAGAGACAGCAUCAUCAUCAGCAUAACUAACUGUGCCACCAGUGUGUACGCCGGAUUCGUCAUUUUCUCCAUCCUGGGCUUCAUGGCGCACCACCUGAAUGUUCCGGUGUCUGAAGUGGCUGAUCACGGACCCGGCCUGGCCUUCGUGGCGUACCCUGAAGCCCUCACCCUGCUGCCAAUCUCACCUCUGUGGUCGCUGCUGUUCUUCUUCAUGCUCAUCCUCUUGGGGCUGGGAACCCAGUUCUGCCUGCUGGAGACGCUGGUGACGGCCAUCGUGGACGAGAUUGGCACAGACUGGAUUAUCAGGAACAAAACCGUGGUCACACUCUCAGUGGCCGUCGUUGGCUUCCUGCUGGGCAUCCCGCUCACCACGCAGGCAGGAAUCUAUUGGUUGUUGCUGAUGGACAACUACGCUGCCAGUUUCUCUCUGGUCGUCAUCUCCUGCAUCAUGUGUAUCUGCAUCAUGUAUGUCUAUGGUCACAGGAACUACUUCAAGGAUGUUGAGAUGAUGCUGGGCUUUCCUCCUCCUCUCUUCUUCAAAGUCUGCUGGAGAUUCAUCUCACCUGUCAUUAUCUCUUUCAUCCUGAUCUUCACGGUCAUCCAGUACAAGCCCAUCACUUACAAUGACUACGUGUAUCCCGGCUGGUCCCUGGCUAUCGGCUUCGCCAUGGCCCUCUCCUCAGUGAUUUGCAUACCCGUUUAUGGCUUGUACAAGAUUUCCAGGUCCCCAGGGGCCACCUUUAGAGAGCGGUUGAAGCACGCCUGCCGAGCACAUCCAAAGUGGGGCCCGGCCCUGGCCGAGCACAGAACAGGCCGCUACGCCCCCGCGGCCCCCGCUGACGCCAUCGAAGCCCAGCCCCUGAAGGAGAAGGAGAAAGAGAAGGAGAAGGAGGAGCUAAGAGAAGAGCACAAGGAGGAGGAGAAAGCGAAGGAGACGGAGCAGAAGGAUGAGAUCAGCCUCACCAUCCAGGGAAGCAACGGCUCCACCAACACACACAACAACCCCAACCCCAGUGCAUAGACGCCGCCUCUCUCUGUCAGCGCGACUGGGCCACCGUCUCCUCCUUCUCUUCCUCCCUUAUCCUCACUUCUCCUCCAUCCUCACCCUACUUUCCCACAGUUCUCUGUGGGGGAGAUCCCAUUCGCUGGAGACCUUUACAUAUUGUAAGGGCUUAUUAUAUCUAUCCUAACCUCUUCUAUCUGUCUGCAUGUUAUCUCUAGACAAAAGAAGAAGAAGAAAAAAAAAUGAAAGAAUCAAGGAAUUUGGGUCGUCAUCCAAAAGGUCUGCGUGUGUGCGACGAGCGUGUAAACGUGCGUUCAUGUGUGCCGGGAGUGAGUUGUCGAUUUGUUCCGCGUAAUUUAAUGAUAGAGUUUGCUCUUCCUUUCCUUUCGUUUUUUUUUUUUUUUUUUUUUUUUUUUGGUGUAAAACUUGUAAAUGUCAUCCUCAUCAUCAGCAGUUAGAGGUACAGUAGAUCGUGGAGCUGCAUGCGCUCGUUUUGUGCACGCAGUCGCAAAGAGAGGCGCGCCGUUCUCCGGUAUUCAGUCGGCCAGGUCCGUGCGGGACGGACGACUUCGUAGUGGCGGCGGUCGGACAGCCGGUGUGGUGCUGUAGCGUAGAGGGGCGGGAGGGGGGGGGGGACAGCGAACCGUGUCGGCACUGGCAUCUGACACGGACAAAACUGAAAAUAAGCUUCGUUCUGCAGCCAGAAAAAGAGGCGGACACACCGAAUCGCACUAGUAGACGUGAAGGAUCGAACCUGCUUUACUCAAACAGAAAGAAAUAAAAGGCCCAGUAAAUAAACUAAAUGUACCCAAACAUAUGAUGGCGUAAGAAGUCGCAUAAAUUGCAUUUUUGUAUUUUGUUUUUAGCUGUCAAAAUAUUCAAUAUUUGUAAUGAAUCAUGUCAUUUUAUUUAAUAAUGUUACAUAUACAUAUUCAUUUGUUUUCAUUUUUCAAUUCAUUUACUUGUUACAUGCAUUUAUUUUUUAUAUCUAAAAUGUUGAAUAUAAUUUUUUUUAAAUAUAUGGUCACCAAUUUUAUUCUUCAAAGAAUUGUCAUUCGCAUAUGACCAUUUAUUUCUUCAUUAUUUUUCUUGUUUUGAUGAAGUGACCAGUGAUAAAAGCAAUCGAUGAAAGUUUAAUCUUUUGCAAUGAAACAAACAAUAAUAUAAAACAUGAAAUAAGCAUGUGUUAAGAAUAUAAAUAAUGAACCGAAUGUUAAGGAAUAAAUGACUAAGAAAAUAACCAUAAAGUGAAAAUUCUCCAAAUAAAAAGGAGGAGUGAUAACCUUUUUUACGCAUUUGAUUAUGCUGUAAUUUUUUUUUAUUUAUUUUUUUUUUUAUAUCGCAAUCAUUUUAUUAGAUUUUUUUCGGUCCAUAAAUUUUUCUAUUGAGCCAUUUAUCAAUUUCUGUUUUCACUGACUAUGGCAGGUUUGGCCUUCCGUACAUACACUCUAAAUAGAGUAUUUUCCAGAGCACAGAGUGACCUCAGACUUAGUUGAUUUCAGUUUAGGACUAAGCCUCUUGUUUUCUUAUGCUGCUUAUUCUUCAAAUGAACCACAGAGCACAAAUAUUUAACUGCACCCAAGAAUAUGAAUGGCACUUGAGGCUGAUCUUCUGCGGGCAUUUCCCCAGUAGUCACUUUGUUUUUCACUAAAGCUGCUUAGGUUGACAAAUAAUAAUAACAAUGAAUUGUACUGUAAUGCUGUCUUUUCAUUCUCACAAGCAUUUUUGCUUUAUUUUUGAUAGAAGAGGUCCUAUUGCCCCAUUUCUCAGGGUCCAAGCGAAGGUAAAACUCUGCGGUUCCUUGCCUGCGGAAAUUGUUACAGCGAAUAAAACCACUGAAUUUUACCCUUGUCUGAAAAAAAAAACACAUAUGCACGCAUACAAACUGAAGUGCCAUCUCUUCUAAAGUCUUCCAGGCGUUGUUUUUGAGCGAAGUGCGUCUUAGGAUGUGAUCUCUGAAGGAAAAACCUGAGUACUAUAGUCGGCGUCUCUAAUGGGUCACAGUCGUCUGCCCCCAUCUGGCAUGCAACCUGAGUUACACGGGUGUUGCACAUUUUACGAUUUAGAAGCAGACGCUGUACGUGUUGGUCCUUUGCCGUCUGUGGAACCCUUAAGUGUAUUACUUUGUUUUCGAGCUCUGAGCCAAGCUGUUAGAGAAACAACAGGCAGAGAGAUGCCGCUUGUUUCCAGAAGACAACGGAAUAAAACUCUGCAGUGAAAUCUGUAGUUUUCUAUGUAGCUGUGACGGUUAUUGUUCUCUCUGUAGAUGUCGUCUUUUUACUUCUCAUUGUAAAGUUACUUAGUAAAUAAUAAUAAUAAUAAUAAUAAUGAAGACAGUAUGUGUUUAUUUUGUACAAAACAUAUAGAUUUGUGAUUAACCAUGUUUACCUGGUUUCCUCUUCUUAGACUGGGGAGACCUCUUUCUGAUGCAGGUUGAUGGCUUGAGUGUUUAAGUGGGAAAUGUCCGGUUCGGCGGCGUGUCGCGUGGCGUUUAUAAAGACAGAAACGACCCUAAUUAUACCCCCUCCACACAUCUACAUCAGAAACUUUACAAUGUCAUUUUUGUGACUCCGCAUGGUGAAAUGGUUUCGGUUUCAUUAGCAGAGACCACUUUUUUUUUUUUUACAGAUGACUUUAACCGUGACGUCGUUUCCUCAGGUUGACACAUGUGUUUUUAUGACUGUUAUGCUUCAGCGAGCACAGAGAGCAUGUUCUCUGUGUCGAGAGUCAUAUUGUACAUUCCUAUGUAGAAAUAGACUACUUCCAGGUUGGAAUUAGCUGCUAACUGCCAGUCAGCUUAAUUUAGCCGAAGAAGUGCAUUGGACAGAAACUGGGUAGCUAAAACUUUGACACUACCCAGGAACAUUUUCAAGCAGUAUGGUAGUCUGAAUUCCCGAGUUUCUUGUGAGAAAAAACUAACCGAAUACUCAAACUUAUAACAUUAAAUGUCAUAGAUCCCCAGCCAACCUCAAAUUUAUAAAUUUGGCUGCUGUUCACAUAAAACGUUAAAUUGCAGGGAUACAUAAUUUACACUUCUAACAUUCCCUAUAAAUUCACAGCGCACUUAAUACUGUACUAUCCCUGUACGGGGAUGUGACAUUUCAGUACUUAAACGUGUCAAAUGGAGAGAGAAAUGUUAGUAUUAGCUCACUUUGUCAACAGAAGUUGCCCUAAAACAAUUUCAAGCAGCUCAAGUUCAGAACUAAAUUUCAUCUUCUGAGGCAAAAAGAACUCAAACAGUUUUGCUACUUUGCUGUAACUAUGCAUUGCUGUAACUAUGCAUGAGCUGGUUUCAAAGUACACCUAGAAUUAAAGAAACAUUAUGUUCAGAAACCCUAAAAAUGUUUAGCAUUCCAUUCCUGCAGUAAAAUAAAAAAAGGUUUUUGUUUUACCCAGUAACUGCAGAUUGUAUGAAGUAAGAAAAUAGCGCAGAGGUGCAUAGUUUUUAGCUAGCAGGGGGGCGGGGGAAGCGACUGCACUACUUGUAAGGCCAACAAAUCGCCUGGAAAUAUUUCUGGCUGACAAAACAUGAGACAGUUGGUUGUAGAAACUAAAAGUGCACCAUCCUUCACUCUUUUUAAAGUUUUAAGCAGGCAGCUGCAGGCGAGCUAUCAAAUGAGCUGUCAAACAAGCAAUUGCUUGUUUGUGGUUCAGUUUUUAGAGAUUCACAUGUUUACAGAUUAUUCUGCUUAAGAUAUUUUUGGUGCUUAAAUUAAAUAAAAAAAAUAAAAAAAACAUGCAGUUUUAAGUGGAGGUCCACCAUAUAUUGAGCAAAAUGCUAAAAGAAAAAGUCAUAAUAUUCUUCUUAUUAAAUAAAUACUACUGCUAAACUUAGCUGGUAUGUUUUAUAUACGUUAUAGCUUAAAUCUGAGUGUCAAAAUCAAACUAAAUUAAUGUUAUAAAUAAUGUUGACGAUGCAUUAAGGAUCAAAGUUAUUUUAUGUAUUUCUGUAGAGGGGAAAAUUUGAUCUGUUGUUUUAAAUGAAAGCGAUUAGGCCAUGGUAUAAACUUAUACUUACAUUUUUUUAAUUGUAAAAAAAACGUCAAACUGUGGCAUUUUGAGGUGAAGGUAAUAACGGCUCAUUCCUAGUCAUAACAGGCGAGAUAAAUUAUUUUUGUUGUUGCUUAAAAAAAAAAACUGUCGUCGAACUGAACCGACGGCCUCGCAACACUCACACUAGCUAACAGUUUUGCGUAGCAAAAAUAUAGUGUGAUCAUUUUCAAAGGCGUUUUAGACAUAAAUUAUGUGCCUACUGCUAAUCUUUAUGCAAAGUUAAGCAAGGCUAAUACAAUCUCCUUACCAGAAAAACAUUUAUUUUGAUCUUUGACAGCACGAGGCACAUAUCUAGAAAAGGUGAACCUCUCUGUGAAAGUUUUGCUUCACAGGAAGACAUCCGAAAGCACUUCUUUGGACUACAUUUGCACCUACGGAUAGUUUUUAAUGUCUGAAUGCAGUUGCUCCAACAAACCACAAGAUGGAGGAAUGCUGACAAUAUGUAAAUAGAGUGAGAAACACAAGACCGACCUGCCCAAACAGAAGAAGAAAAAAAAGAGAGAUGUGUUAAUAGAGCAACAAUAAGAGAAAUAUGAGCACAUAAAGUAAAAUGCGAAGAAGCACAAUGGACAUUCUGAAACAAGCACACAUGGUGUUCCAGCCUUUUAACUUGCUUUUGUACAGAACAGCUCGGAGAAUGAGUCCUGGCUAAUCUCCUAGAUAUUUUUACACCAAUCAUUCCAGCCAUAAGGAGUGUUUUACUAUGUUCUUUUCUCUUUUUUUUUUAAAUAUCAAGGUAAAGGAAAAGCAGGUGCUUUUUGACCCCAUGAAUUAUCAUCCUCUUUCUAAAUCUCUUGGUUAGUGUCGUUAAAUAAAAAAUAAAAUAAAUAAAUGUAAAAUAGGGUUUUGCUCGCUGAAAGGUGAAAGAAGAAGGUAUUUUUGCUCGGUGUCUAGUGGGAAACAUGUAGCUCAGGCAUCGUCCCGUUCGUUUGUCGGCCCGUCUCCGUGUGACCACCAUGCAUACCGACCCCUUUACUCACUCUGCUGGACCCUCAUCUCCUCCUGCUAUUGUACAGUAAUGUAAAAAAAAGAAGAAGAAACAACAUAAUCAGACUGUGUUUGUGUUUGCUUUUGCUUCGGUUCGGGCGGGUUUGUGUUUCCGUGGAUCCGAGGGAGGAGCGGGCUUUGACUGACUUUCACUUGUCAUGUUUCUGGUAGUGUAAAGUAGACGAUGUCAGGUGUAUUAUGUAUUACAUGUGUAAUAGAUUAGCUCUCGCUGCAGAAACCCGCAUGUAGAGCAGGCUGCUGUCAGCGUCGAUGUCCAUGUACCCCGUAAUCCCCAAGAAUUAGUUAGCUCUAACAGUGAAAACCGUUAGUGGAAAAGAAGAGAAAUGAACAGAUUUUGUACUAGAAGUUGAGAGAGAAGACUAUUGUUAGCUUCGUACUUUAGGAAUUGUUUAUCCAUCGUUCAUGACACUUUGUUUUUGAAGUUGUUCCCAUUGAAGUUGAAAGAAAAAAAGCCAGCUGAUAUUAAAAAGCAUUGCCAAACAAAAAAGCUUUGGAUUGAAACUUGAACUACAAACGAAUGGAGACGCAUGCAUCACAAUGCUUUUGUUUUCUUGUUGUUGAUUUUUUUAAAUUUUCUUCUCCUUAACAGUAUUGCAUCUCGAAGCUGUUUUAACGCUGUGCAGUGCCAACAGUAUCUCAGUGUUUACCUUGGUGUUAGCGUGUUUCUGGCUGUUUCUGUCGACGUAUUUGUGUGAAAAGCGGAACAUAAACACCAAAAUCGCCCUGCGGCCGAGGCUGGGUCCGCACUCAGAGCUCGCCUCCGCGUUUCCGUGCGCGUCGUCGUCGGGAAGCGUCAUCUCUUUGGUGACUUUGCAGUCAAAUGAUCCGAGAUGUAACGUGUCGGAAACGCGAAAUGUCGUGUGUUCAACACGGAGAGUCACGUUUGCCACGAUCAAGAGCAAAUGCAGAAAUAAAUUGAACUACUUUGAGUGCAAAACCACCAAGAAAUGAUAAAAAAGACUUCACUUUUAUUCUUGCAAUAUGGAAUAAACUGACAUUUAUAUUUUAAUCUUUAACUGCACUAGUUUAUUUAUUUUAUCCUUCUAAAUUUUCAUGUAUGUAUUUUCUUUCAUUUUUAUGUACUUAUAUAAGGACAUAUUUAGUUUUGUACUGCUAUUCUUUGAUAUUUUUUUUCCCCCCUAGCGUUUUCAAUAUUGUCUUUUUAAGUUUUUUUUUGUUUAUUACGGUCAAUUAACUAAAAAUAAAAUAAAAGAUAAAAAUGAGAAAAAGAGUAAAGAAUUUUAAAAAUCUGAAUCUAAGAUUGUCAGCUUUCUGACAAAGUAAAGCACAGUAUUGAAAACAUUUGGGGAAAUAAAACCAAUAAGAGUAAACCAGUACAGACGUAAACAUGCAAAAGUAGUCAAAUGGAAGUGAGCAAAUAAAAGCACCAACAGAAACAAAACAGUAGAGCUGAUUAUUUAUUCCUCUUCGUACGCCUACAUAAUGAUCUAAAGCUAAUUUUUGUUGUUGUAUUUUUUACUUUGCAUAAAGACUGAAUGAUUUCUGUAUUUCUUCCUGAUUGUGGCGGGUUUGGUGCUCCAAAUGUCCUGAACUACUGCUAAAGAAAAACAGAAUUGAUCCAGGUCUCCAGCUACUAAUAAGUAAUCACUUCCAUCAUCUCUCCACAAAUACUGAUGCUGAUGAAAAAUAAACGUAGGAUUUUUUUUUUCCUCAAACAAACAAACAGAAAUGUGCUGAUGAGAAAAACUCUAAACUGUGACCUUCUGCAUCUCUGUGGUAAACGGCAGAACUUUACCUCUUGAAUUUCUUACUACUGUUCAUACGAGCAUAUUCAUACUGCAGCACUUUAGUGGGUUUUUUUUCCUUUUUGAAAACAGAAUAUAGAAAUUUCCAUAUUUCUUUUUUUCUUAAAAAAAAUAAAAGCACAAGAAAAGAAAAUAAUUUGUUAUCCAAGGUUACGGUGGAGAGAAACUGCAGUGUUGCAUUUGAUGGGAUGGAGAGGUUGAAAAGAGAACACAGCUCUUCUGGUACUUUCUAUCAUAUAUAUAUAUAUAUAUAUAUAUAUAUAUAUAUAUAUAUAUAUAUAUAUAUAU
This is a messenger RNA of Poeciliopsis prolifica (blackstripe livebearer), 9667 nucleotides long. RefSeq names its product solute carrier family 6 member 9 (gene slc6a9). The record is from RefSeq and is a predicted model, not a curated record. Gene Ontology annotation, molecular function: glycine:sodium symporter activity. Bases 585 to 2570 code for a protein of 661 amino acids. The transcript is spliced from 14 exons. Gene Ontology annotation, biological process: sodium ion transmembrane transport; glycine import across plasma membrane; neurotransmitter transport. NCBI's taxonomy places the organism in Eukaryota, Metazoa, Chordata, Actinopteri, Cyprinodontiformes, Poeciliidae. Gene Ontology annotation, cellular component: plasma membrane.